CGUUUCUCUUGUGAUUUAGAACUAUCUAGAAGAACCUCAAUAGCUACUCUCACUUAUAAACCCUUCCUCCUCCUUCUUCUCUCACCUAUCUCUAGAAUCCACCAUUUUUGAAACCUCCAGAUUUUCUUUCUCUACAUUCUUCUGCUCUAAAUCAAUCUUUCUCUCUCCUCUGCAACAAUGGAUGAUUUCGAAAUGCCUGAAACGGAAGAGAUGAUGGACGGCGCUCCAAUGGACUUCGAAGAUGAAUCUCCCAAUUUGAAAGUUGGCGAAGAAAUUAAGAUCGGAAAUGAAGGUUUGAAGAAGAAGCUUCUUAAGGAAGGUGAAGGCUGGGAUACUCCUGAUCCUGGCGAUGAAGUCGAAGUGCAUUAUACUGGAACAUUGUUGGAUGGAACGAAAUUCGAUUCGAGUCGUGACCGAGGGACUCCUUUCAAGUUCACUCUUGGCCAAGGUCAAGUCAUUAAAGGAUGGGAUGUGGGCAUUUCAACUAUGAAGAAGGGUGAAAAUGCUCUUUGGACCAUUCCUCCUGCGCUGGCUUAUGGUGAAAGUGGUUCGCCUCCUACCAUCCCGCCAAACGCUACCCUGCAAUUUGACGUGGAGUUGUUGUCAUGGGUUAGUGUGAAGGAUAUAUGCAAGGAUGGGGGUAUCUUUAAGAAGGUCCUGGCUCAAGGAGAGAAGUGGGAAAAUCCAAAGGAUGCUGAUGAGGUGUUUGUGAAAUUUGAAGCUCGUCUUGAAGAUGGAACAUUGGUUGGGAAAUCUGAUGGUGUGGAGUUCACUGUCAGUGAAGGUCAUUUCUGUCCUGCAUUGUCAAAAGCUGUGAAGACUAUGAAGAAAGGGGAGAAGGUGCUUCUGACAGUAAUGCCGCAAUAUGGAUUUGGAGAGAAAGGCAAGCCAGCUUCUGGUGAUGAAGCUGCUGUUCCUCCGAAUUCCACUCUUCAGAUUGCCCUUGAGCUUGUGUCAUGGAAGACUGUGUCUAAUGUUACUGAUGACAAGAAGGUUGUCAAAAAGAUACUGAAGGAAGGAGAAGGAUACGACCGCCCUAAUGAAGGAGCUGUUGUAAAAUUGAAACUACUUGGAAAGCUACAAGAUGGCACUGUUUUUGUUAAAAAGGGUCAUGAAGAUGGAGAUGAGCUUUUUGAAUUUAAGACAGAUGAAGAACAAGUUAUAGAGGGGCUUGAUAAAGCAGUAUUGACAAUGAAGAAAGAAGAAGUGGCUUCAUUAACAAUUGCCCCAGAAUAUGCCUUUGGCUCCGUGGAAUCAAAGCAGGACUUGGCUGUGGUUCCUCCCAACUCUACGGUGUUUUAUGAAGUAGAAUUGGUUUCAUUUGAAAAGGACAAGGAGUCAUGGGACAUGAAUACUGAAGAGAAAAUUGAGGCAGCAGGCAAGAAGAAGGAAGAAGGAAAUGCAUUAUUCAAGGCUGGCAAAUAUGUUAGGGCAUCAAAGAGAUAUGAAAAAGCUGUCAAAUUUAUCGAGUAUGACAAUGCCUUCAGUGAUGAAGAGAAGAAGCUGACCAAGGUCUUGAAGGUGUCUUGCAAUUUGAACAAUGCAGCCUGUAAGCUGAAGUUGAAAGACUAUAAGCAAGCAGAGAAACUUUGCACCAAGGUGUUGGAUGUAGACAGCAUGAAUGUCAAAGCGCUCUACAGAAGAGCACAGGCAUAUAUACAAUUAGCAGAUCUUGAGUUAGCUGAGUUUGAUGUUAAGAAGGCGCUGGAAAUUGACCCUGACAACAGGGAGGUGAAACUUGAAUACAAGAAGUUGAAGGAAAAGAUUAGAGAAUACAACAAGAAGGAUGCCCAACUUUAUGGAAAAAUGUUCUCAAAGUUUGUUUGAUUCCAAUGAAGGUGCUUAAAAGAGGCUGGAUUGAUGAUAGGAGGAAACUGCAAGGCAUAAGGAGCACAUCUAAUGUGGCGAUUAUUCAAAUAACAUUUGAGGGACUUGUGGUUUAUCAAAUACUUUUUUUGUUUUUUAGUUGUAAAACACGAUAGAACUUUUGAAUUGAGAUAAUUUUGGGGGCAUUUGCCUCGUAAGAACUGAUUCAUUUGGCCUCUUUUAUGCUUUAAUGUGUGGAAAAGAACUUGCUUAACAAUGGAAAAAGAAAAACUAGAACAUUACAUGUA
This is a messenger RNA of Chenopodium quinoa (quinoa), 2114 nucleotides long. RefSeq names its product peptidyl-prolyl cis-trans isomerase FKBP62-like. The transcript has 13 exons. Gene Ontology annotation, molecular function: peptidyl-prolyl cis-trans isomerase activity; protein binding. The coding region runs from base 178 to 1827 and encodes 549 amino acids. The record is from RefSeq and is a predicted model, not a curated record. Lineage: Eukaryota; Viridiplantae; Streptophyta; Magnoliopsida; Caryophyllales; Amaranthaceae.